This is a messenger RNA of Knipowitschia caucasica, 375 nucleotides long. NCBI's taxonomy places the organism in Eukaryota, Metazoa, Chordata, Actinopteri, Gobiiformes, Gobiidae. The record is from the annotation of a GenBank genome assembly.
AUGAACCUGGUUCUGUGGCCUAAACCAGACCUGACCUUGGUCCUGUGGCCUAAACCAGACCUGACCUUGGUCCUGCGGCCUAAACCAGACCUGACCUUGGUCCUGUGGCCUAAACCAGACCUGACCUUGGUCCUGUGGCCUAAACCAGACCUGACCUUGGUCCUGCGGCCUAAACCAGACCUGACCUUGGUCCUGUGGCCUAAACCAGACCUGACCUUGGUCCUGUGGCCUAAACCAGACCUGACCUUGGUCCUGCGGCCUAAACCAGACUUGACCUUGGUCCUGUGGAUAAAACCAGACCUGACCUUGGUCCUAUGGCCUAAACCAGACAUGACCCUGGUCCUGUGGAUAAAACCAGACCUGAUCCUGCACUAA